ACUAGUGACUCCAUGGAAACCGCCGAUUGGCGUUCAACCCAGCUAGUUGCUAGUUAGCUAAAAAGGAGCGAGUGGACAUUCCUGUAAAACGUUUUUAUUCCAUGUCUGCAGAGAUGAGUCGCACGCCGGAUGCGAGAGCCAGAGAUAACCAGACGAGGAAGAUCCAGGAGAACAUAACCAAAGUGGAGAAACACUUUGGAGACAUGUGCCAACUGUUUGCUGCCUACGCCCGCAAAACAGCCAGGCUGCGAGACAAAGCAGACCUUCUUGUCCGGGAAAUCGGCUUGUACGCCGACACGGAGACGCCAGACCUGAAGAGGGGGAUGAAGCAGUUUGCAGAGCACCUUGCCAAGAUUCAAGACUACCGCCAAGCUGAGGUGGAAAGACUUGAGGCCAGAGUCAUAGAGCCGUUAAAAAGCUAUGGAGCUGUGGUGAAACGUAAAAGGGAGGAUCUGAAGGCUACACAGAGCGCCCGAGACAGAGAAGCCAAGCAGAUGGCUCAGCUCGAGAAGACCAGACUUAGAAACCCUUCAGACAGACAGAUCAUCUCUCAGGCUGAAACUGAGCUUCAAAGAGCAACCAUGGAUGCCACACGAACCACCAAGCAGCUGGAGGAAACCAUCGAUGAGUUUGAGCGACAGAAGAUCCAGGACAUAAAGAAAGUCUUUGGUGAGUUUGUGACCGUGGAAAUGUCCUUCCAUGCCAAGGCUCUGGAGAUCUACACUGUGGCAUUCCAAAGUAUCCAAAGUGUGGAUGAGGAAGCAGACCUGGAGGUGUUCAGGAAUUGUCUGCACCCCCCUGAUUUCCAGUCCCGCUUAGACAUAGUGCGAGCCAAUUCCAAGACGUCCCUUGAUCACACCGGGUCUUUCCUGAGUACAUCAGGUACCUUACAGCAACAAAGAGCUUCCAGCCGCCAGACGAGAAGAGGGGAGGAGGAGGAUGAAGAAGAGGACGAGGAUGAAUCUGAGGAGGACGAGGAGGAGGAGGACGGUGAUGAGGAUGAAGACGAGGACUCAGACGACGAACACUAACCUCGUUAAGCCCUUUGUGCUCGUCAGUGGAGGAAGAAAAGAAUAACAAAAUACAGAUUGACUGUUUUAAAAGCGAAGUUGAGUUUCUUCCAGAUAUGCAUUAGGGUGCAUGUCUGCAUUUAUGAAAAAAACGUUUUCAUUGUCAUGUUUUGUAGAAGACAACCUUUAUGCUGUGCCGUUUGUUUUUCAGCAAGCCAUUCUUUUGAGCUAUAUCUUUUUUAUAUAUAGAUCUCACAUUCUCUAAAUAUACACUGUAUUUGUAUGAUUGGUCAUGUUCCAGUGAAACGGUACUCCGUCUAAUAAAAGAAUAAAAGCACCCGGCAUGCUCUCACCCAGGUUUUCGAUUUCGAAAAGCCCAGCAGAGCUUGAUUGUUAUUUUAGAAACUGUCGGGAGUGUGAAUCAGUCCAAGUGACAGUAGUUAUGUGAUGACGGCAGUUAAAAGUGACUCAUCUCUACCACAGACGUGCAAAAAUGGAAACAAAUGGGGAGUCGGAAACUUUUCGCGGCGCACCGUUUGCGUUCGUGUGGAUGAAUACGGAUGCAUGCGUGGCAUAAAUCAAGCCCCCCAUGUCCAUGCAUGUUGCACUUGACAAAAAACAAACAAAAAAAAAAAACCCUCUUGUGUGUUCAGGAGGCUGUGUGCUGUUGUCUGUCAUGGUAGAGGCUGCAACCACAGUGUCCGCUGAUGGCUCCUGUCUGUCUUGGAUGAGUCACUCUACACAAUUCGCAGCUGGCCGUGUCAUAAUGAAUUCUCUUCUGCCUCCGGUGCUCUAUGGCACACAUGCACCUGUGUUAAAGAAAUGCUAAAUAUGUGUGCAAAUUUACAGUCUUUUAAACCUAAAAUUUGAUCCGUACGCAAUAAACUCGAUGGAGACCGUAACCUCGCCUGCAGGGACAUUAAUUAUCUCACUGGCUUCGACUAAAAGGUGCGUAGGUGGUGUGUCAUGAAACCUCUCUGCAGCAGCACCCAAACGCACAUAAAGGUUAAUGUGUACGCAAACAUGGCCACACUAGCACGCACUCACGUAGCCGUUUGUCUUUACUGUGCCGAGUGGCCCGCGUUGCAGUGACUCAUCACCUGCAGUUUGUGUGAUGAGGUGAGUCAGAAGUUUUCCAAUCGCAGAUAAACCUUCCACUCCCUUAUCGCAGCCAAAGAGUGACUUUUGAGAGAAACUGGAUCUGACAGGAGCGAAGAGAAAGACUUGCACGAUUGGAGUGGUAAAAAAAAAAAGAAAAAGAAAAAAAGCGCCAGCUUUCUGCCUUAGCCAAGAAAGUCAGAGGUGCCAGAGGAGGCAAGAGUUGGUUUAUGAGUCAGAGAGCGAAAAAACAAAAACAAACAAGAUGCAAAGACAUAGGAGGAGGAGACGGGGGAUGCAGGGACAACUUGGAGAGGUCAGUCAAAGCUCCAGGUUCUUAUACUUGACUCAUAGGCCGGCAGCGUCACACCCCUCCUAUCAAACUCUACACCUGCGGCACAAGUCAGCCGCAGCACGGCCUCAUGCAGACGCCUUCAUGUGCUGCGUCUUUCCCUUGAGGUCACUGGCACUGAUCUUACUUUGCCAACAGCUUUUUUUUUCUUUCUUUCUGAACACCGAUUUAAAUGAGUACAAAUUGUUCAGAACUUGUUUAAAGAGAUUGCCUUAUUGGCGAGCGUUUCAAAUGACAUGUUUUAACGGCGUCGCAGCCAAGGCUUCAGUGUAGGCAUUAGUGAUUCGCAUUGAUUGGUUGACAGGAAAAGCGAGUGACAUUUUCUGAUAGAGAUUUUUCUUUACUUUUUGUCUUUUUGCAAUUACAAAUCUGAGUAAAGAUCUCAUGGUGUUCGUCAAAAAUCUAAUUUUGGGUCAAAUGUUCUCACAAUGUGCAGGAGAGGACGGGUCAAUGUAUAUUUAUUCGUCUUAAAUUUGCUUUUUUCCCCCCUGAAAAUCUUCAUUUUUUAAAUGUCUUUUAGUUUAUCUCAGCUUAAAUGUUUUUAAGUUAAUCUUCUUAAAGUGUUUUGCUGAAAAGCCCUUUGAAUUACCUUGUUGAUUACAAAUAAACCUGCCUUGUCUCAUU
Poecilia reticulata (guppy) is the source of this 3084-nucleotide messenger RNA. RefSeq names its product CBY1 interacting BAR domain containing 1 (gene cibar1). Gene Ontology annotation, biological process: cilium assembly. Gene Ontology annotation, cellular component: ciliary transition zone; ciliary basal body. Lineage: Eukaryota; Metazoa; Chordata; Actinopteri; Cyprinodontiformes; Poeciliidae. The record is from RefSeq and is a predicted model, not a curated record.